Closterium sp. Naga37s-1 is the source of this 2331-nucleotide messenger RNA. NCBI's taxonomy places the organism in Eukaryota, Viridiplantae, Streptophyta, Zygnematophyceae, Desmidiales, Closteriaceae. The record is from the annotation of a GenBank genome assembly.
AUGGCGGGCGCAGCGGAGAGGCGGGUGCUGAUCGUGGGCGGCGGCGGCUCCCCCGCCGGGCCUGCCAUGGAAGAGCGCGCAGGGGGCGGGCGGCAGCACGUGCUGCAUCUGGCGCACCAGAAAACAGGCGCGUCACUGGCGGGGACGCGAUGGCGCGUGGGGAGUAGGGGCGCGAUGGCGCGGGCGGCGGCGUGCUACAUGCAGCAGGGCGGCGCGGUGUUGGAGGUGGCGUGGUUCAAAGACGCGCUCUCCUCGUGGCUGCUCAAGGACUCCGUGCUCCAAGAUGGCAGUCUAUUCAUGGCGACGCCUAUUGAUGCUGCCUUCCUGCUCCUGCCCAUCCUCGAUAAGAGCAGGAUGAAGAAGGAGGGAUCAGGCAGUGAAGGCAUGUUCAGAUCACUGGAUGAGAUCUGCACCGUUGAUGGAUUUCCAUCGUACGGCUGGCUGCAGUCGCAGGGAGUGUGGGAUCCCGUUCUCCCUCUCAUCACCGACAUCAGAGAAGUGGGCAGCACACGGUUCUACAGGCUGAAUGACAGUCGCGUGCUGGCAUGGCUCACAUGCAAGGUGGCGGCGCUCAAGGCAGCGCUGAGGCAGCAUGGGGAGGCGCCGGUGAGAGGGCUGCCAGACACCGACCUGGAGGCAUACGCGGUGGGGCUGCUGUCAGAGUAUCUGCCCGCCUCCUUCCACGCUGCCCUCUGCCGCCACCUCUCCAUCAGUGAGGGCGAGUUGAAGCAGAGCCACCAAGGGGGGCAACGCCUGGCCAGCCCACCUGCCACUACUGCCACUCAACCCAAGCCCUCCCUGCCCCUCGCCGGUGCGAAUUCCCCUCUGCGCCCCUCCCACGUGGGCGCUGCCGCUGCUGGCGCUGCCCACACUUUCUCUCCCCCGCUCUCCGCGCGCCACUCCGCGCCCCACCAUGCGCGCCACUCCGCGCCCCACCAUGCGCGCCACCCGCCUCCCCCCAGUAACCUUCCGCAGCUCUCUUGCGCCUCCUCCUCCGUCUCCUCUUCGCUCCCGCGCUCCGCGCUCUCGUCCCCCGCGUCCUCCGCGCUGCACCUGCCCGCCAUCCCCUCGCUGCAGUCCCUCCCCUCGCUCCGCUCCCUCUCCUCCUUCUCCUCCGCGCACACCUGCGCGGGGUGCUCCUGCGCGGGAUGCGCGGGGGGCAGCGCGGCGGGGGGCACGCGGAGCCCGUCGGAUGGGGGGGAAGUGCGCUGGUACUUCAGCAAGGGGCACUUAGUCAAGGGCGCGGUGGCAGCAGCGGUGCCGCAAGCCAUGGUGGCCUCCUCGGCGGGCUUUCUGCGCUUCAGUGCGCGCGACUCACACGCCCUCGAGACCGCCUUCCGCCAGCGGGAGGAGGAGCUGCUCACGCUGUGGUGGAAGGAAUAUGCUGACGCUGCAGUGGGGCCCGCGCCAGGUGGCUUGCUGCCAUUGGUGGCCCCUCUGCUGUCGUCCGAUCGCAUCCGUCCGUGGCAGAUCGCCGCUCCCCUGCGCAGCAAGAGACGGCGGCGGGGAGGGUGGGGACGAGGGAGGGAGAGGGAGGAAGAGAGGCAGGAGAGGGAGAGGGAGAUGGAGAGGGAGAGGGAGAGGGAGAGGGAACGUGAAAUGGCAAGGGAGAGGAUGAGGGAAUGGAGGAGGCAGGAGGCGAGGCGGCACGAGGGGGGACUGGAGAAGGGCGAGGGGCUGUGGACGGACGUGCGGGAGGAGGGGGCGGAGGGGGAAGGGGGGAGGGAGGCAGAGGAGGCGGAGAGGAAAAGCAGUGAGCGGGGAGUGUGGGACAGUGACAAUUCAGGCGAUGCAGGGAGGCAAGGGGAUGGGGAGGGGGAGGGGGACGGGGAGGAGAGUGAGGGGGAGAGUGAGGAGGGCGAGGAGGAGCCCAUGGGGGUGACGGUGAAGGGCGGCCUCUAUGAGGUGGAUUUGGGUCGGAGGCGGUCGUAUGCGGUGUACUGGGAGGGGGAGGACCGCCGUGUGCUGCGAGGGCUGUGGUUCGGCAAGGGGAAGGCGCAGCUGACGUGGCAGCCGCUGAGGGAGGACGUGGCAGAACAGCUGGAGGAGGCGUACAGGAAGCGGGUGUGGCGGCGGCGGUGGUUCCAGCCGUCAGGGCUGUUCGCCUCUAGAGUGCCCAUCGCUGGCGCCGGCGAGGGAGUGAGCGCGGUGUUCACGGGGGACGACAGCAGCUGGAGGGCGCAGCUGUGGGUGGAGGGCGCGCGGCUCUUCUCCUCGCCACUGCAUGCCAUGGCCGUCCGCAGGGGCUUCCCGCCUCCUCCGCCCAUCCCUGCCGCCCACGAGGACGAGCAGCAGGUGAAGGAGGAGGAGCUCGAUGACUACUGCUCCAUG